Messenger RNA from Thermochaetoides thermophila DSM 1495, 945 nucleotides. RefSeq lists its product as uncharacterized. The record is from RefSeq and is a predicted model, not a curated record. The coding region runs from base 1 to 945 and encodes 314 amino acids. NCBI's taxonomy places the organism in Eukaryota, Fungi, Ascomycota, Sordariomycetes, Sordariales, Chaetomiaceae. The transcript has a single exon.
AUGCGCAACCCGCUCAUCACAUCACUUGCUGUCGCUUCGGCGACACUCGCCUCGGCUGGACGUCUCGAAUGCCUCUACACCCGCAGCCAGGAGCUUUCCAAAGCUGCAUCAUGCGGCUACCAGGAUUCCCUUAAUAACUGUUUCUCACACAUUCCGCUCACCACCAUCCCCGAGGCCUUAAUAUCCGAGGUCGAGAAGUGCUUCGUCAACGCAGGCUGCACCGACGCCGAGGCCGAGAUCGAGGCCUUCUGGGUCCUCCAACAAUGCGACAAGCCCACGCCCGACCUCCGCCGCAACCUGCGCGGCGGCAGUGACCCGGCCAAGCCCGUCAUCGCCCGAGAACCCCUCGGCGCCAUGGCCGCCCGCGCCGCCAUGCCCGUCGUCACCGCCGCCAUGCACGAGCCGCGCCAGGCCAACGAUGCGACCCCCGUGACGACGACCAACGAACGCGCCUCCUCACCCUCGCCCUGCUUCACCGACAAGCCGACCAGCGUCAAAAUCUGUCCAAGCCAACCGCCCGGCUCCAAGCUCACGUGUCACUACCAGGAAACCACGGUACCUGUUUGCCGCGAGGAGUUGAUUUGCCGCUCUGACAACCAGGGCAACCCGUCCUGUAUGUGGAAGCAGACCGAUUUCGGCACCGACGGCACCAUCAUCGCCAUCAUCUUCGCCUCGGCGGUCGCCAUCAGCAUCGUGUCUGUGUGCUUCAUGUGCUGCAAGGAGCGCCGCGAGCAGACACGGCUGCGCAAAGAGGCUGAGGCAGCCAAGAUCGCGAAGGAAGCCAAGAUCGAGCAGACUGUCGCCGCGAAGCGUCCCGGCGUCAGUGUUACUGGUGGUGUGGGAGCCAGCGCUGCGGCCGAGGCCAGCCAGCCGCUUAUGUAUCAGGGCGGUGCGCAGCCGGGCAAUCCGUUUGGCGAUGGGCAGGAUCACCCUGCGUUACGGUAA